Portunus trituberculatus (swimming crab) is the source of this 1678-nucleotide messenger RNA. RefSeq lists its product as uncharacterized. The record is from RefSeq and is a predicted model, not a curated record. The transcript has a single exon. NCBI's taxonomy places the organism in Eukaryota, Metazoa, Arthropoda, Malacostraca, Decapoda, Portunidae. Bases 813 to 1463 code for a protein of 216 amino acids.
AGGUGAAUUACACACACACACACACACACACACACACACACACACACACACACACACACACACACACACACACACACACACACACACACACACACACACACACACAAGACGUCUAAUCAUGAAUCAUGAUAAGAUAAGGAGCACUGCAAAAUGAAUAGUUCAAGAGUGAUUUCCGUGGGCUGAACUUAACAGCCUCGCUUUGCCUCAUUAAGUAAUGACUUGUGUGAUUGUCGCUGUGGUGGUUGUCAUCAUUGUACGUGCAGCGUAACGAAGCUUUUAUUGUCGGACAACUUGUAGGUACUGAUUUGUACCUGAUGAGAUGGAAAUCGAAGACAGCUAGAGCCAGAUCAAGGUCACUAUGAUAGUGAUGGUGAGUGAUAAAGGGGUAGUAGUAGGCAGAGUAUUUAAUGAUGAAAGAUAUAUUUGUUCUACUCGUACAUCUCUACAAGCCAGAGAAAUUGGCUUGAAAGAAUCAACUUUUGUCGACAACAUUCCUGGAUUCAUGUUAGUUGGAGCUUGGUGGCACCUGUGAUCUCUAAUACCACGAUAUUAGUCUGGAGCGCAUCAUGUCAGCAGACGAGGCUGGAAUGUGUGGAGGCCACCAUUGUCUGGACUCACUCUGAUGCCUCCUCAUCGUCAGUCAGAGGCGGAGACAUGCUCAGUAAUUUGCCUCUAUCAGAUACAACAGCCUCCCACUCAGGGCGGAAGAAGAACCAGGAUAUAUAUUGGUAUGGCUGUGAGGAAGACGCACUCCAUUGCCAGCCUGCGCAGUGCUACCGUACUGACAAGAAGCUGCGUCAGCCGGUCUGGACAUGAGGGUUCCUCUGGUAGCUGAGUUAUGGUCUAGCAAUGCCCUCGUCCUCCUCCUUCUGGCGUUAUCAGUGUUGUCAGAUCCAGACUCAUCUGCAUUCCCAGACGAGGACUUCCUGAACCAUCUGGGUGACAGCAACCCUGGGGACAACUCCAGCAUGGAGUCGCCGCCGCCUGAUUGGUUGCAGCCUGAGAAUCUUUGCCCCUCGCACCCCUUGCUGGAGGACAUCUUCAGCCAGUACACGUCCGUGCCCAGCUUCCUCCUCACUCUGGCACGCCAUGACGCUUGCCAGGGUUUGGAGAUGCACGUGCAUAAUGUGCACCUACAAGACCUCUCCGGAUUUCGGCCGCCCUGGCUAGUGAACGCUGUCAUGGCAGGGGAGUGUCCCUGGCACUUGGUGCGGCGUGAGUUUUUACAUGGCACCCUACCCCCCGCCAUUCUGGAGGUGAGAUGCCUGUGUGACGACCAUCGCUGCUCCCUGCAUGGCGAUUUCAAGUGUAUUUCCGUGAAGCAUCAAGUAAUAGUAUGGAGCACCGAGGCCACGGACAGCAGCCGCUACCAGCCCCGCAUUCUGCAGGUGACUGCAGCCUGCGUGUGUGCCCAGCGACAUGCCCCCGAGGCCAAUUACGCCCUUCCGGAAGAGUGGAAGUAGUGACCUUUCCUGCCUUACAGAUUUCAGUGAGAGGGGCUGAUGAAUAAUUAGUAUUGUUCCUGCCGCCUCUGCUGUGUGUGUGGAGGUCAUCUGUUCCCGCCGAUCCCUGACGCACCCCGCAUGGACUCAGCACCAGUACGAGGCAGCUACGCCUUCAUGGGAGACAUUCUCUUCGUGGUGUCUAGGUGACACUGUAUCCUGCUGCUGUUCAAAAA